GAUGACAGCAGCUCAAACUGUCAAACUUAAAAAGCAAAAAAAACGCAAAGUGCAGUGCUUUCAUCUUAUUACUGUGUAGUGUCGCUGGACCGCUUAAAAUUUAUUAAUAUUUUGGCCUUCGAGAACGGUUUUUGUGAUCAAGUGAAGACGUGAACUGGUCCCACCAGCGUCCGGUACUGGAAUCCCGUUGCAUGAGUUGCGUUCCCCACGCAAGCAGAUCCACCAGCAACGGCAAGUGUCGCACCGGUCGCUUUCGAGGCAUUUCCGAUGGCGUAACAGGGAGUGAUCAAAAUUAACAGAUUUUGUCGUCGGUUGCCGUCUUUCAUCCCAUCUUUUGCUUGAGAUCGCGGGGACACUCAACAAUUAUUCUCUGCGAUAACUCGUAAUAUAUUAAAUUUCGAGGCAUAACUAGAAGUUUGUUUUUGAGCAACAUCCCGAAAGGAGAGACGAGGAGUGCACCGGAAAGUGCCCAACAAUGUCAACCUUCGAUGUGUAUGACCGGGCAGCCUGGUACUUCGGUCCGAUGUCCCGCCAAGACGCAACGGAUCUGCUGAUGAGCGAACGUGAAAGCGGUGUGUUUUUAGUCCGCGACAGUACAACCAUCGUGGGAGAUUUUGUGCUCUGUGUUCGGGAGGAUUCCAAAGUUAGUCACUACAUAAUCAACAAGAUCCCAGCAGCGGAGGAUUGUUUUAUGUUCCGAAUCGGUGACCAAACGUUUUCCGAUCUGCCAGAUUUGCUGACCUUUUACAAGCUGCACUAUCUGGACACGACUCCUCUGAGACGACCGGCCAUCAGACGGUACGAAAAGGUGAUAGGGAAGUUUGAUUUCGAAGGAAGUGAUCCGGAUGAUUUACCCUUCAAAAAGGGUGAGAUUCUGGAAAUCAUCAGCAAAGACGAGGAGCAGUGGUGGACGGCCCGGAACAGCCGAGGACAGACGGGACAGAUACCGGUACCCUACGUUACCCGCUAUGAGGACAACAUUAUCGAACGGCCACCGAAUGCGGCUGGUGCAGGAGCAAAUUCUCUACAUCAAGGGCCCCCGGUUGUGGGAUUACACCAUUCGGAUAAUUCCAACAUCUUCAAAUCUAAUCUGAACCGGCAGUUGCCAGCGUUGGCCCGUGUGAAACAGGAACGAGUGCCGAAUGCGUACGACGAGACGGCACUGAAGCUGAACGUCGGCGAUGUGAUCAAAGUCAUCAAAACCAACAUCAACGGCCAGUGGGAGGGUGAGCUGCGCGGUAAGAAACCAUAAUGGAACACGAUCCGGAAGCUACCAGCGGUAACAAAUUCUGUGGCGAUGAAUCACAGUGACCAGUCUUUCCAUCGAUCGAGGCUGUAUUUAAGGAUUAACUGGGAUGCACUUGAAAAGAUUCUAUGUCUCGAAAGAAGUUCACUUCGUUCUUUUCCCCACGUUCUCCCGUUCCUUUUUUUCUUCUUCGUUUGUUUUGAUUUUAACGAUGACAGCUGCAGAUUGGCAGUUUUCAACACAACUUCUAUACUUACUAACAAAUAUUCUCCUCCCGUGAUACUUGCGGAGUGCGCAGUAGUAUACUGCCCAUAAAAGCAUAGCAGUCCCAUAUGGAUUUUUGUCGAAAAUGAGUUAUCUGUUGGAUUAUAUUCUGUAUGACCACUGAAUCACAAUGCUCAAAUAAGAUUACCAGAUUUGUUUAGAAAAUAUCGAAAAAAAAUACCAAAACAUGGUUGUCCCAUCCAUAAGGCUCAAGAAAAAGUGAAUCUUGAGCAUCGUUUUUCUCGGCUUGCUGUUUUUCAAUAUGGGACUCUUAUGCUUUAAUGGGCAGUAUAUACGGUCUCUAGAAAAAGCAAGUAUCGGACUAAUAUCCCUUCCCUUUCCUUUCGUGAUUUACGUUCGGGCCUGGCCGGCGCCGGUAUUGAUCAAUACCCGGUCAAAAAAAUGCGGACGAACAUGGUCAGGCGAUUUAAACAGUUUGACGUUUGACUCAACUCGCCUGUGCCUGUGCAAUUUGCGAAUGCAAUUUCAACACUUGGACCAAGACUUAGACAAAUUUUCUGGCGGCUGAAAUGGACUUGGAUGUUUUUUGCGUUUUUCAAACAUGGCGGUUCAUGUUUGACUAAAGCUUAAAAUUGUUUUUUUAAACAAUUGGCGUGUUCUCGCUUGUAUUUUGUUUGUCUAGUGCACUUCAUUUAGCUAACGAAUGUGGGAAAUUGUGAAAUCAUGUGUAAGUAUAGUAGAACAAGAUCUCUGACCUAGAGUCUUAAUGAAAGUCAGAUUGUGGUAAGUUUUGGUACAAAUUCCACCAUUGAUUCUUCCUAUCGUUUGGUGGUGAUUACCUAGUGUACUGAUAAGUUUAUGUUAGUAGAUAAUGAAUCCGAAAAUAAGUAUUAUUUGUAAUUUUCAUAUUAGGCAAUCAAGGGCGAUUAAAUAACCAGUUCCCUGGGCGAUUUAGGGGCGAUUUAAGGACGGGUAGAGCGACAAAAAAAUGACGGUGGCGAAUCGCCCAAAUGUUGCAUUUAAAAUAGCCCCCUAAUUGCCAGCAAUUUGCUGGCAAAUUGAAGGGCAAUUAGCGCAUCCGAGUUGGCAAAUAGCCCCCUCGUUAGCCAGCAACUUGCUCUUUUUGACUGGGUAAUCACUUUGGAAUUUCCAAGAGUUUCGCUACUCUCAGCCCUGUGCAACUUCAGCUAGUUCAGAUCGCCCUCUAAGAACGGUUGGUUUCAAAAUCGUCUAAUGAAGGACGUUCGUUGGACCAAUUUGGACAACGUCCAAAUAACCGUUCAACAAACGUCCAUCGUUGGACCCGUGUUGAACGAUUUUGAAACAAUUUUUUGAACGUCUCAGUGGGCGAUAACGGAGUAGCAGCUAGGGGUGGUCGCACAAGCUCAAGCUCAAGCUAUUGGAACGCAUACGUAUAUUCUUUAUUGUUCGAUGUCUCAAAGCAUUAUAAACAUAUUCUAUAUUAGCACUUAGAGCAUGUUCAGAAUUGUUUCUGUUCUAGCUUCAUAAUUUUGACAGUUCUAUUAUAUAAAACUGAAAAUUUUAAAACUAGAACAUGCUGUGCCCAUAAGCAGUUUUAGCGGAUGUUCUAUUCAGUUUAAAAUUCAUGUCUUGCCAUGCCUUCAGCAUCACUGCAUUCAAAUUGAUUUUCCCCAGUCUAUCGGGAAUAAGUGUCUGUACUGAAAAGUUUGCAUGUAUUUAAAACAUAGUUCUAAACGUGUUUUAAAAUCAGCCUCAAAUAGAACGGCGUCGUAAAACAGUUUUAAAUAUUGAAGCAAAACUUUUCGAAAUUAUAAAACAAAACACUCUGCUGGGGAUGUGAAUGUUUCAGUUCCAGUUCUACUUUGAAUCUCCUAUACAAUUUUGUAAAAUAAAUAAAAAUAAAUACAAGCUCCUGAACAUACCCGAGUUUCAUAGUAUUUAUUUUCAAAAGAUUUUUAGCACGAUUGUGUUCUGUAUGUCGAUAUAGUGUUUUAUAUAUUAUAUAUUGUUUUAUAUAUUCCAUUUAGUCAAUUUUUUCAUGUCACUCUACUGUAUAUAUUUGUGCUGUACACAAAUAUUUACUUUUUUCACACAAAAAGCAAACAAAAUAAAAACGUUUUCAGCCUCUAGCACAAAGCAUGAUAAACCCCCGAGAAAGACUUAAUAGCUGCAACGCUAAAGAAGAAUGUAUGAGGCAAGCGAGCAGAAAAACCAAGGAAACCAUCUAUCAACAAGUAAAUUUAACAACGAUCCCGUCACUAACUACCGAAAGAUUAGAUAGUUUACCAUAAAACGUGUGAAAAAUCUAUCAGAAAAUAUGUAACAUAAAAAAAAGAUUUCGAGUUUAAAUUAAAUUUUCUAUAAUUUGUGAUGUUAGUUUGUGAAAUAAAAAUAUUCAAGAGCAGAAAAAAAACUAAUAAAUAGGUUUCUAGUGAACUGCACUACCGACUACUAAUGCCAAAUAACAACAAAACAGAUACAAACGAACAAAAUGGGUCCAGAGUAAGUAAAAGUCCGUCAAAUGUUUAGCCUCUUCCUUCCGACACUAUAGAAACAGUUCAAACUUCAAGCUUCAUCUUCUCGUUCUUUGUAGCGCGGUACGGUACGGAGCGGUAGUAGUUCUCGUCGGGUCACUUUUUCCUGUGAAAGAGUUUCACAUUUUUUCUCGAAGACCUUGAAAGAAAAACAUUUCCAGUCUAAUCAAACAACUAAAAUUUGUUUAUAAGAUAGCUGCUUAAGCGCCUCGCUUUGAGUAAUUUUCCGAACCGUGGAAUCGUCCAAUAGCAAACAGCUUGGAAAUUCUCUACGAGUUUUAAAACAUAUUUUGGAAAUGUUUUGCUUACUUGGAUGUUCUUUUCGGGUAAAAGGGUCUUCAAGAAAAAAGGGAAAGACGAGAGCUGAGUAUAUCAUCGCGACACGAUUCCAACAACCCAACCAACAGCAAUUGUAGCAGUUUAGCAAUGCACAAGGCCUUACUAGGUGAAAAACACAAACAGAACAGAAACUACAAUAUAGAAACGGUGUUGACGACUAGCUAGGGAACCUUGCUUCCAACCGAGGCUGUAGGUUUGCAAUCCGAACCGAUUGUGUUGUAGUGCUUUUGCAUUUUUUUGGUAUCCUUCUUUCCGCGUCUAUUUUUCCUAGGUCGACACAAUUAUGUAGAUAUGAUACGGGAUAUAGAAAGAGUGUAUUUAAUAUUCUAACAAAAACGAAAACAGUGGAUGAAUAGGUAUAUAUAUUUUGUAAAUGUUUUUGUAACGUUCUCGAAAGUGGAAGUGUUCUCAGAGAGUCAUACCCCACUUCGAAAGUAUCAGUUAUGAGAAGGUUUGAAUUUUUGUCUUUACUGAUCUUUCCCUAUAACAACGGGUUUUUACCAAUCAAAAUAUUUCCUCUAAGUGAGCGGUACAAUUUGAAUCACGUCAUAAAAAAUAGGAGCUCUCGAAAUGAGGAUAACAUUCGAUAAACCCCACGAUUGCCAAUGAAAGCGUUGGUUGAUGCAAUCAAUCGAUCACAACAAUUAUACUAAUCUUAAUGUGCAAUAAAAACAAACAAACACACACACCGCCACAAAUAACGCAGAAAGAGUAAAAGAGUGAGACAGUCGUGACAGAGUCAACAACACAAUCUACUAGUAUGUAAGUUUUCUGAGAAGGCUGAUUCGAUCUUUGAUUAAAGAAAAAGAAGAUGAAAAAAAUAAGUCGUUUGUUUCACUCGUGUAACCCAGUUUGACAAUUGAUAAAAAUUAGCGUUAUUCUCGUGUUAAAUACAAAACAGGCUUACUACUCCUUCCUUACUUCCUUCAGAAUGAAAAAUACAUAUUCUUACAAUAGCGAAAGCAAAAUUGAAAGUAAAAAUCCUUCAGGAAGAAAAAAAUAAACAAAAUAAACAGAUGUAUUCGUAGCUUGUAGAAUUUAGUUAACGCUCCAUGUACGAAAUAAUUGCACUAUAUAUAUAAAUAAAAUUUAUUUAAGAGAGAUAAGAAAAUAUAUUGAAUCAGGAGAGAGAGAUUGACCGUGACAAUGGGCUAAACAACGGAAGAAGAAGUGAAACAAAGCGUAAAAGUUAAGCAAAUGGACGAUUAUUCCAAUUUAUCUAUCGCAUUAAAGCGCAUUCGUAAAGAUUACAUAGACGAAGUGACUGCAGUACCCGGAAACAGAGGAGGAGUUUCAACUGCUUUACUCGAUGGCAAGCAGUACGAACCGGUGGAAGGUACUAGCGAGAAAUAAAGUUUCAGUUAAAUUGCUUGAA
This is a messenger RNA of Topomyia yanbarensis, 5701 nucleotides long. It is a transcript of the gene Crk, whose product is annotated as adapter molecule Crk. The record is from RefSeq and is a predicted model, not a curated record. Gene Ontology annotation, molecular function: protein binding. The transcript has 4 exons. Bases 476 to 1252 code for a protein of 258 amino acids. NCBI's taxonomy places the organism in Eukaryota, Metazoa, Arthropoda, Insecta, Diptera, Culicidae.